Molecule: messenger RNA, 195 nt
Organism: Histoplasma mississippiense
Lineage: Eukaryota; Fungi; Ascomycota; Eurotiomycetes; Onygenales; Ajellomycetaceae
Exons: 3
Coding region: 1-195 (64 amino acids)
Biological process (GO): protein import into mitochondrial matrix
Cellular component (GO): mitochondrial outer membrane translocase complex
Source: RefSeq, a predicted model, not a curated record
AUGGCUCCCAAGCAACGCGUUGUCGUACAAUCCUGCCCAGUGAAGAAGCGGCAGCCGGAAUCAGGUCUUUAUCAAAUCUACCACACCAUCACAUCUCCUGAUAAUGCAUCCAUUGUGAGAAGUGUGCUGGUAUUCGGGGCCGCUGUCGCAAUCUUGCAUAGCAGUCUGAGUGAGCUGCUUAUUCCUCAAUUGUAA